Hibiscus syriacus is the source of this 1443-nucleotide messenger RNA. RefSeq names its product zinc finger MYM-type protein 1-like. The transcript is spliced from 2 exons. The coding region runs from base 1 to 1443 and encodes 480 amino acids. NCBI's taxonomy places the organism in Eukaryota, Viridiplantae, Streptophyta, Magnoliopsida, Malvales, Malvaceae. The record is from RefSeq and is a predicted model, not a curated record.
AUGUUACUGUUUCGUGGUCAUGAUGAGUCGAAUGACUCCAUUUCCAGAGGGAUUUUCAUUGAAACAUUAUCUUUGAUUAGAGAACACAAUGAGAGUAUUUAUAAUGUUACCUUAGAAAAGGCUCCGAAGAACAAUAAAUUGACAUCUCCAAAUAUUCAAAAAGAUAUUGUUGAAUGUUUUUCAAAAGAAAUAAUAAAGUCCAUUUGUGAUGAAAUUGGUAAGGAUGUGUUUGCCAUAUUAGUUGACGAGUCUAGUGAUGUAUCUAAAAAGGAGCAAAUGACUAUGGUUUUGAGAUAUGUUGAUAGACUAGAAGUUGUUAAGGAGAGAUUUAUUGGAGUUGUUCACGUGACGGAUACAUCUUCUUUGACUCUUCAAGCUGCCAUUGAUUCCGUAUUUACUGACAAUAAAUUAAGCAUGGCUCAGGUAAGAGGGCAAGGUUAUGAUGGAGCAAGUAAUAUGUGUGGUGAGUUUAACGGUUUGAAAGCGUUGAUCUUAAGAGAUAAUAAGUCAACAUAUUAUGUACAUAGUUUUGCUCACCAACUUCAAUUAGUGAUCGUGGCGGUUGCAAAGAAUCAUGAUGGUGCUCAUGAAUUCUUUGAGCAACUAGCUUUGGUGGUUAAUGUGGUUUGUGUUUCCUACAAAAGAAAGGAUAUCAUACGAGAGAGCUACAAAAAGAGAUUGCAAACGGAAAUUGGUACUGGUGAAACUGAAGCUGGAAGAGGGUUGAAUCAAGAGCUUUCUCUAAUUCAAGCAAGAGAUACAAGAUGGGGUUCCCAUUAUAAAACAAUCAUAAGUUUGAUGAAUUUGUUUCCUGAAGUUAUUGAGGUGCUUAAAUAUGUUGAAGAGGACAACUCAACUUUAUAUAACCGAAAUAAAGUGUACAAUAUUUUAUCAUAUUUUAAAACACUUGAUUAUGUGUUUUAUUUACACUUGAUGUUGGAGAUUUUAGGUCUCACGGAUACCUUGUCAAGACAUCUUCAAAGAAAAGAUCAAGAUAUUUUGGAAGCGGCUUCAUUGAUAAGAGGAACAAAGAAAUCAUUGCAAACUUUAAGAAAUGACGGGUUUGGUUCAAUUUUAAAGAAAGUAUAUUCUUUAUGUAAAAAACAUAGCAUUGAAACUUUGGAUAUGUCAGAAUAUUAUGUUACUCUAAGAAACCAUAGGACCAAGAUUUCUAAUCAGUAUCAUUUUGAGGUUGAGAUUUUUAACACGGUUUUGGAUAUGCAAAUUCAAGAAUUCGGGGAUCGAUUUAGUGAGGUAAGCACCAAAUUGCUAGAAAACAUGGCUGCUUUGAGUCCUUGUGAUUCAUUUUCUAAGUUUGAUAAAUCAAAGUUGCUGAAGUUAUGUACCCAGAUGAUUUUAGUGAUUCAGAAAGGACAUAUCUUCUUGGUCAACUUGAUAUCUACUAUCGCUAUUUGCUACAUGAUGACAGAUUUGCUAACUUGA